This is a messenger RNA of Rosa chinensis, 2804 nucleotides long. RefSeq names its product type I inositol polyphosphate 5-phosphatase 5. The record is from RefSeq and is a predicted model, not a curated record. The transcript is spliced from 9 exons. The coding region runs from base 194 to 1990 and encodes 598 amino acids. Gene Ontology annotation, biological process: phosphatidylinositol dephosphorylation. Gene Ontology annotation, molecular function: inositol-polyphosphate 5-phosphatase activity; phosphatidylinositol-4,5-bisphosphate 5-phosphatase activity; phosphatidylinositol-3,4,5-trisphosphate 5-phosphatase activity. NCBI's taxonomy places the organism in Eukaryota, Viridiplantae, Streptophyta, Magnoliopsida, Rosales, Rosaceae.
AAGGGAAAAUCAUUGAUCACAUCAAACAAGAUCAGCAAGACCCAAAAACAGAAAAUUACAGAUCAUUUGUAUUCACCAACAGACCAAACCCGGAAAAGAAAACUCGCUCAUUUUCAGAGAUAAUAUCAAAAAAUACGCUCACUGAAAGUGUGUGUGUGACCUAAUCUUUAUCAAAUACUCUAUCAAUGAAUGAAUGUCUUCCCCUGGUGGAGAUGCCAACCUCGAUAUGACCAAAGCCACCGACACCGUCAUCAUCACAAGCGACACCGCCAUCACACCUGAUAGUUCCGUCAAGAACGAAAAGAAAAAGAAGUCUAUCAUUCCUAGACUUUUUGGUGCAAAGCGAACCGCGCGUGAAAGCUCAGAAUCAGAUGGUGAUGGAGAUCUCGGUAUAUCUCUUUCCUUUUCUUUCUCUCUCUUUCUGUCUCUCUCGUGCUCUUUCAAUAAGUUUUUUUCCUUAAUAGAUUUGGAGAAAAAGAUUGAAGAAAGGAAAAAAGCUUUCAUGGAGGCAGCCCCAAUGAUGAGAAAGAGUUUUUCAGAAAGACAUACAAGUCCGGGGAUUCAAAGCCUAAACCUAUCAAACUUUGAACAACACUCUAUGUUGCCAUCAAUUGAGACUAAAGAAUUCAGGAUAUUCGUGGCCACAUGGAAUGUAGGAGGAAAGUCUCCCAACAAUGGCCUCAACCUUGAAGAUUUCUUGCAGGUCGAAGGCUCUUCAGACAUCUAUGUGUUAGGGUUUCAGGAAAUCGUCCCUUUAAGUGCUGGAAACGUGUUAGUGAUCGAGGACAACGAACCAGCUGCAAAAUGGCUAACCCUUAUAAGCCAAGCCCUAAAUAAACCCCAGAAUGCGUGCACCAAUACGUUUUGUUGUUCUUCAGAUUCUUCGAGUCAUGGUUCCAAUAAGUCCUCACAUAACAAGGAAUCCAAGUCCCCAGGCAGUCUCAACUUCUUUCAGAAGCCUUCUCUCAAAGUUAUCAGCAAAAGCUUCAGGGCAGACAGUAGAAUUCUCAAGUCUUGUAACUGCCCCUUUGAAUUUCCAUCUCGUGAAAGACGGCGGCUAAGAAAACUCAGUGAUCCUGCAGAUAGUAAAUUAGACUCCUCAUAUGGUUCUUGUGACGGUAGGGUAGACGAAUUUCUUGCAACUGCAGGGUUACAGUCGCUUCCUUCCUCCGAGAUGAGUUACUCUCUCAUAACAAGCAAGAAGAUGGUAGGGAUUUUCGUAUCAGUUUGGGUUCGAAGAGAGUUGGUACAACACGUUGGCCAUCUUAGAGUUUCUACCGUGGGAAGAGGAAUAAUGGGUUGCCUUGGAAAUAAGGGAUGCAUAUCAAUAAGCAUGACGUUGCACCAAACAAGCUUUUGUUUCGUGUGCAGUCACUUGGCUUCCGGCGAGAAGGAAGGCGAUGAACUGAAGAGGAAUGCGGAUGUGGUGGAGAUCCUGAAGGGCACACAAUUCCCCAAGAUUUGCAAGAAUCCAAAUCGUCUUCCUUGCGAAAGAAUAGUUGACCAUGAUCGCGUAAUAUGGCUAGGAGAUUUGAAUUAUCGGGUGGCUUUGAGCUAUGAAGAAACUAGGGUUUUGUUGGAGGACAAUGAUUGGGAUGCACUUCUAGAGAAAGAUCAGUUGAAUAUAGAGAGAGAAGCUGGGAGAGUAUUUGAUGGGUUCAAAGAGGGACAAAUCUACUUUGCCCCCACUUAUAAGUAUUCCCAUAAUUCAGACUCUUACGCAGGAGAAACUGCCAAGUCCAAGAAGAAACGACGAACCCCUGCAUGGUGUGAUAGGAUACUAUGGCGCGGUGAAGGUUUCGAACAGUUGUCCUAUAUCCGGGGUGAAUCAAGAUUCUCCGAUCACAGACCUGUUUGUGCUGUGUUUUCAGUUGAAGUGAACCUACUUAGAAGCAAAAACAACAGAUUCAGAAAGGGUUACUCGUGUGCUGCUCCAAGAUUCGAAUUUGAUGCCUGCAUGCCUCAAAGACACAGCUUCUAUGAGUUAUAAUAGAAACAUCAGAUCGCUCAAUCAAAAUAUUGUACAUUGCAUUAGGGAAGUUAGGAAUUACUUUUCCACCCUUUUUUUUUUUUUUUGCUUCGUAAAUUUUCUGGUUCUUUUGUAGAAGAGAAAGAAGAUUAAACAAAUGAACAAAAUAGGGAACAUUCAUGUAACCGGUGAGGCUUUGUUACGGUGUAAGGAGGUAGAAAGGUUGACGUUUAUAGAUUACAAUGUAGACGAGGACAUUACUAAUAUAAAUAGGAAUAAGUAAACAAAAGAAUUAAUCCAGAUGUGAUCGAUGAAUAAAUGUGGGACAAAAAAGUUUAGUGAUACAUAGCAACAAGCCAACAAACAGAAAUUGUGAACAUUUGACCUUAUAAAUUAUCAUAAUCAUAUCCCAUGUCCCAAAUUGAAGUUGAGUCUUGAUUCACCUGUGAGAUCCCUUCUUCUGGACAUAAAUUCAAAUCCAUUUUUUGCCUUUGAAUCUCAAAUGCUGCAUCCAAAGCUAAUUCUUCCAUUCCACCUUCCCAGUAAGUAUUUGGAAAACCAGACAGGCCGGACCACUCCACCGACUUCGUUUAUGCUGGCCUUUUGUAAGUCCAUAUUAAUCCAUUCCACCACACUUUCGAAUCCUGAAUCAUUUGAGGAAUGAUCAUACGAAGAACUUGUGUCAACCUCCCGCAUUGAAUCAGAAACAUUAUUUUGAUCAUGGCCUGCCCUUGAUUUCUUAUCCACAAAGCCUAAACCUAAUUCACUGUUUGAAGUUUUUGGAAGAACAUGUGGAGCAUCGAUCCAAUUCAGAGCAAUCGUCAUCAAACAUGCA